Molecule: messenger RNA, 2764 nt
Organism: Anolis sagrei ordinatus
Lineage: Eukaryota; Metazoa; Chordata; Lepidosauria; Squamata; Anolidae
Gene: RGL1
Product: ral guanine nucleotide dissociation stimulator like 1
Biological process (GO): Ras protein signal transduction; positive regulation of GTPase activity
Cellular component (GO): plasma membrane
Molecular function (GO): guanyl-nucleotide exchange factor activity
Source: RefSeq, a predicted model, not a curated record
UUUCUCUCUCUCUCUUGGGGAAGGGGAAGACCCUUCGUGGGGCGGGGCCCAGGGGCUCCCUCGAAAGAGCACAAACAGGAAAGCCUCGCAUCCCUCGCAGCCCGGAGGGGAGGAGUCCUCUCUCUCUCUCCUUCUCUGUGUGACUCUCUGCGCUUCGCUCACCCACUCACUCCCUCACUCGCAGCCUUUGUGGCCAUGCCUUGAGCUGAAGAAAGUGCGGGCAAACGAGAGCGAGGAAGACGAGCGGGAGAAGCGGCUGUCGGUGAUUUUCCCUGGGACCCAGCAUGCCCCUUCGGUGGACAGGAGGAGGGGAACCCAAGGAUGAAAGUGCUCUGGAGAGCUAAAUGAGCUUAAUUCAGGACGGGGGUGAAGAGGUAGAAGAAGAUGCAGUCUAUCACGUCACCCUCAAAAGAGUACAGAUUCAACAAGCUGCUAGUAAAGGAGCAAGAUGGCUUGGGAUUGAAAGGGACCAGUUGCCUCCAGAUCAUACUGUUAGCCAACAUGAGACAUGUAAGAUAAGGUCAAUCAAGGCUGGUACUCUGGAGAAGCUUGUAGAGAAUCUACUGACAGCUUUUGGGGACAAUGACUUCAACUACAUCAACAUAUUUCUGUCAACAUACCGAGGCUUUGCAUCCACAAAAGAAGUUCUGGAAUUGAUCCUCGAGAGAUAUGGAAACCUGGAUAUCUCAAACUGUGAAGAAGAUAGAAGCCAGAACUCUACUGAGAACAAAACAGUACUCAGGACGGCCAUAGCCUCCAUUUUGAGAGCGUGGCUAGAGCAGUGCUCUGAAGACUUCCGAGAGCCACCCGAUUACUUUUGUUUGCAGAAACUCUUGGCUUAUCUGACACGGGUCAUGCCAGGUUCGGUACUUGAAGGAAGGGCACAAAACAUGUUGGAGCAAUUUCAGAAGCAAGAAGUCAUGAAUGGACACAUUCAUGACACCCUUGCCAGUGAGGAAAAACUGGAGACUGAUAGUUCAGAAGAUUUCUCUUCUUUCGCUGAAGACUUUGUGGCAGAGCAGCUCACCUACAUGGAUGCUGAACUGUUUAAGAGAGUGGUGCCAUAUCACUGUUUGGGCAGCAUCUGGUCUCAGAGGAGUAAAAAGGAAAAUAACCAUUUGGCACUCACCAUCAGAGCCACCAUUGCACAAUUCAAUGCAGUGACCCAAUGUGUUAUCCGAACAAUCUUGAAUGACAAAGAGUUGAGAACCCUGCAGCGAGCCAAGAUUAUAGAGAAGUGGAUUGAUAUUGCACAUGAAUGUAGGAUCUUGAAGAAUUUUUCCUCACUGAGGGCCAUUGUUUCAGCACUACAAUCCAAUUCCAUCUAUCGGUUAAAAAAGUGUUGGGCCAACGUAUCAAAGGACAGCAUGUUGAUGUUUGAAGAAUUGUCAGAAAUUUUCUCAGACCGUGACAACUAUUUGAUAAGUCGGGAGCUGCUUAUGAGGGAAGGAACGUCAAAAUUUGCAAAUUUGGAAAGCAGUGUAAAAGAAAACCAGAAAAGGACUCAGCGGCGACUUCAGCUGCAAAAAGAUAUGGGCAUAAUGCAAGGCACGGUUCCUUACCUUGGUACUUUUCUGACUGAUCUGACAAUGCUCGAUGCGGCUCUACAGAACUAUGUGGAGGGGGGACUAAUAAAUUUUGAGAAGAGAAGACGGGAGUUUGAAGUAAUCGCUCAGAUUAAGCUGUUGCAAUCCUCCUGCAAUAGCUAUUGCAUGACAUCAGACAGAAGAUUCAUCCAGUGGUUCAGGAAACAGCCAGCUUUAACAGAGGAAGAAAGCUAUACCCUUGCUUGUGAGAUUGAAGCAGCUGUUGACACAACCACCACAUCUCCAAACUCCCGGAAGAGCAUGGUGAAGCGGCUAAGCUUGUUAUUUCAGGGAUCCGAUGUAAUUUCAAAUACCACGCCCACCAAAGAACAGCCAAGCGGGAGCUCCGGGGAAAGCAUGGCAUCUGAAAGUGUAUCGCCUUGCGAGUCACCAGAUGGGCCACUAAAGAACCUCUCGGAAUCCUCUUCCCCUUCUUCCUCCAACCACUCCAUGGACAUUUCUUCAUCCAGUGUGUCUUCCUUCACUCUCUCACCGCCUCCUCCACCGGACAGCAAUCCGGGCAUCCACCCACUUUCCAUCUCCAGUACUUCUGCACUUUGGCCUCCUUACUACAAUCAGAAGAACCAAGAGUCCUGCAUCAUCCGGGUUCAUUUGGAACCCAGUAAUGGCAAUAUGUACAAAAGCAUUCUGGUGACCAACCAGGACAAGGCGCCAGCAGUUAUGCAGAGAGCACUGCUAAAACAUAACUUGGACCCAAUUGCUGUGGAGGAGUAUGACCUUGUGCAAGUCAUCUCUCAGAAAAAAGAACUACUCAUUCCAUUUGAUGCCAACGUCUUCUAUGCCAUAAACAGCCAGGCCGACUUUGAUUUUGUCAUGCGGAGGAAAUUCGACAUGUUCAAAAUGACUCUCCCCAAAAAGAGAGGUUGGUGGAGAAAGAGACGUUAAACCACCACAGAAGGCCAGUUUAAAGGUUUAAAGACCUUUCGAGACCAUCUACAGUGUUUCCUUUUCUUGUUAAUACUUUGGAAUUGUUUAUAUUUAAUUAUUUCUUUCGUGAGUGCAAUGUUUUUGAUAAUACUUUGAAUUGUUUAUAAAUGAUUUUUUUUUUGGAAUGUGCACCUUUUCAGGUGUGGAGCAGUUUACAUGCAUUCAGCCAUAUUGGCAUUAUAGGGCUAAUAUUUUAUAGUCAUUCUUGAAAAUAAAUUUUUUAAAACAAA